GUUUUAUAAAAGCCUUUAUAGCGGCGGUUUGCUGUGCAGCUCUGCGUGAUUAAUUGAGUAACCAGACUACACUCUUAAGUUUGUCUUUAUUACAUGCAAGACUUUGAAUACUGAUGAAUUCAAUGUAAUGAUGCCAGUUGCAGAGGAACAUGAAACUGAGGCAUUUGACACUCCAGAUUACAAACAAAAAUAUAAAUCACUGAAAAGAAAACUGAAGUUUCUGAUAUAUGAACAAGAGUGCUUCCAGGAAGAACUUCGGAAAACUCAACGCAAGUUAUUGAAAGUGUCAAGAGAUAAAAGUUUUUUGUUGGACAGAUUGGUACAGUAUGAGGAAAUUAAUGACUCCUCAUCAGAUUCUGAUGAAACGCUAUCAUCAUCUAGUGAAAAUGAAAUGAAGGAUAGUGGAUUUCAAAAAGGCAAGAAAAAGAAAACAGGUGCACAUACAUCUAUGCCGUCAUUACCAUAUAAUCUAGAUGGGUUUCUGGGUGGUUAUUCUGCAUUGAUGUCAGCUCAACAUAACCCACAUUCAUCACUAGACGCUGGUACAUUUUCUCUACCACAGUUCACGUCUGAGACUACAUUUUCUGACAUUCCUCCAAAAAAAACAAAGAAAAGUCGCUUGAAAACAGCCUCCAGUAAGCAGAGCAAAUCAAGUGAAGGACAUAGCACCAUACCAGCAGAACAAUCUAAUCUUGAUAUUAAAGUUGAAGAAGAGACUACCGGGGGAGAUGUAUAUGAGGGCGAUGAUAACUUGAUAAUUGACAUACCAGAGUAGAAGAGAAUGUAUGCAUCAUGGUUCCUGAAACAUGACUUCUAUGAUUACUUAUAUUUUUAUUAUUCAAAACA
Saccoglossus kowalevskii is the source of this 846-nucleotide messenger RNA. RefSeq lists its product as uncharacterized. Gene Ontology annotation, biological process: chromatin remodeling. NCBI's taxonomy places the organism in Eukaryota, Metazoa, Hemichordata, Enteropneusta, Harrimaniidae. Gene Ontology annotation, cellular component: nucleus; Ino80 complex. The record is from RefSeq and is a predicted model, not a curated record.